UGUCUUUCUUAUUUUCAGUCUGGAGGAUUUGGAUAGAGGGGAGAGAAAGGGAAAGAGAGAUUUUUGGGGGCUGCUGGAAAAAAUAGGGCAGCCAUCUUUUAUUUAAUUUUGAGCUUAUUAAAAAGAAAAUCAGCCUCACCUUCAGUUGACGGUCUCCUCUUCUAUCUAACGUUAGGCAUCUAGCGGCUGGGGAUUCAGAGGGUUAAGUUUCCAGACUUUAUUCCUGUAUCUCGGAUGUGUGAUUCCCUUAUGCAGUAAAGAUGCCCGGAUCGCUGAGCAAUGAAGAAGAGGGGCAAGACGAUAUAGAUUUUGAAGACGACGUGCCAGAUGAGGAUGAGGAAGGUGGGCGCGAGAGGAGUGUUCCCCUGUCACCACUAGAGAGGUUCUUCUCCGAGGGCUCUGUUAAACAGCAAAAGAAGAAGAAACCCAGCAAGAUAACAGAGGGCAAGGAAGAAAAGCCUAAAGUGAAGAAAAAGAAAAAAAAGGAGGGGCUCGCUCGCGCACUGGAUGACAUGUCGGACAGGGAAGACCGGGGCCACAGGUCAGGAAGCGAAAGCAGCACCUACAGUUCCCUGAAGAAGAAGAAGAAACCCAAAGAGAAAAAGGAGAAGAAAACCAAACAGAGAAAGAAAGAUGAAGACGAGGACGAUGAUGACGACGAUGAUGGAAACAUGAAGGAACCAAAGUCAUCCAGUCAGCUCAUGAUGGAGUGGGGUCUCGAAGACGUGCAGUACGCCUUCUCAGAGGAUGACUAUAAAACGAUCACCAACUACAAAGCUUUUAGCCAAUUUCUGAGGCCACUCAUUGCCAAGAAGAACCCCAAGAUCCCCAUGUCGAAAAUGAUGACGGUGCUUGGAGCAAAAUGGAGGGAGUUCAGCGCAAACAACCCUUUUAAAGGCACCUCCGCAACUGCCGUGGCUGCGGCUGUGGCUGCUGCCGUGGAAACGGUCAAUGUGGCCCCGCCCAUCUGUAUUAGAAGUAUUCAACAGAUCUCACCAUCUGGGCAAAUCAAAAAAGCCAAAACCAAAGAGGGAAAGGGGCCUGGUGCUAAAAGAAAGAGUAAGCCAGUUAAAGAAACAAAAAAGAAAGGGAAGCCGAAGAAGUCCAAAUCGAAAGCAGGCCAGGGUGGAAAAAGGAAAAAAGGCUCUUCGAGUGAGGAGGAUUUCCUGGAUGACUUUUCAGACUUUGAUGACAUCAGCAUUCACAGUGCCUCCGUCCGCUCCGACACUUCAGCAGCACCUAAAAAGAAAACAAGCCGUCGAGGACGAAAGAAAAGAAAAAGAGAGGAUGGAGACGGUUACGAGACAGACCAUCAGGACUACUGUGAGGUCUGUCAGCAGGGUGGAGAGAUCAUUUUAUGUGACACCUGUCCUAGAGCAUAUCACCUGGUGUGUCUGGAUCCAGAACUGGAAAAAGCCCCUGAGGGCAAAUGGAGUUGCCCCCACUGUGAAAAAGAAGGCAUCCAGUGGGAGGCCAAAGAUGAUGAGGAGGAGGAAGAUGAGGUUGCCGGUGAGGAGGAAGAUGACCAUAUGGAGUUCUGCAGGGUUUGUAAGGAUGGUGGAGAGCUGUUGUGCUGUGACACCUGUCCGUCCUCCUACCACAUCCACUGCCUCAACCCACCACUGCCUGAGAUCCCUAAUGGAGAGUGGCUGUGUCCGCGGUGUAUGUGUCCACCACUAAAAGGAAAAGUCCAAAAGAUUCUACAUUGGUCUUGGGGAGAUCCCCCUUUACCUCCUGAGGUCCCCCCUCUGCAGGAUGGAGAGAAGGUGGAUGGUUUAGCCAAAACCCCACUGAAGGGCCGUCCAGAGAGGCAGCUGUUUGUGAAAUGGGCUGGCCUGUCUUACUGGCACUGCUCGUGGGUCAACGAACUACAGUUGGAGUUGUACCAUACGGUAAUGUACCGUAACUAUCAGCGUAAAAACGACAUGGACGAACCACCUCCAUAUGACUAUGGCUCUGGGGAGGAGGAGCUUAACAAUGAAAAGAGGAGGAGCAAAGAUCCACAGUAUGCAGCCAUGGAGGAACGCUUUUACCGUUACGGGAUCAAACCAGAGUGGAUGAUCAUUCACAGAAUCCUCAACCACAGUUUUGAUAAAGAUGGAGAUGUACACUACCUGAUUAAGUGGAGAGACCUCGCUUAUGAUCAGUGCACAUGGGAGGCUGAUGACUUCGACAUCCCAGAUUAUGACAACUAUAAGCAAGCCUACUGGGACCACAGGGAGCAGGUGCUCGGUGAGAGCCGCCCUCCCCUGCUGUGCAGAAAGGGAAAGCGUCUUAAAGAUGAAGGAAAAAGAAGAGAGCCCCCUCCAGACACUCCGGUUGUAGACCCCACCAUCAAGUUUGACCAGCAGCCCUGGUACAUCGAUGACACAGGGGGGACUUUGCACCCGUAUCAGCUUGAAGGCCUAAACUGGUUGCGCUUCUCUUGGGCUCAAGGAACUGACACAAUCUUGGCUGAUGAAAUGGGGCUUGGCAAGACCGUGCAGACGAUAGUGUUCCUGUACUCACUCUACAAAGAGGGUCACUCCAAAGGGCCGUUUCUGGUCAGUGCGCCACUAUCCACCAUCAUCAACUGGGAAAGAGAGUUUGAGAUGUGGGCUCCAGAAUUUUAUGUCGUGACUUACACAGGGGACAAAGAGAGCAGGGCCGUCAUACGCGAGAAUGAAUUUACUUUCGAGGACAGUGCAGUCAAAACGGGUCGUAAGGUUUUCCGCAUGAAGAAGGACACUCCGAUAAAGUUUCAUGUGCUGUUGACGUCAUAUGAACUGAUCACCAUUGAUCAGGCCAUUCUUGGCUCUAUCACCUGGGCCUGCCUGGUUGUAGAUGAAGCCCACCGGCUGAAGAAUAACCAAUCAAAGUUUUUCAGGAUUCUGAAUGGCUACAAAAUCUACUAUAAGCUGCUCCUGACUGGGACCCCAUUGCAGAACAAUCUAGAGGAGCUUUUUCACCUGCUCAACUUUCUCACCCCUGAGCGUUUCAAUAACCUGGAGGGUUUUCUGGAAGAGUUUGCGGAUAUCUCAAAAGAGGACCAGAUUAAAAAACUGCAUGACCUACUGGGACCACACAUGCUUAGGAGGUUAAAGGCAGACGUCUUCAAGAACAUGCCGGCAAAAACCGAACUCAUAGUCCGGGUAGAACUGAGCCCGAUGCAGAAGAAAUACUACAAAUUCAUUUUAACACGAAACUUCGAGGCAUUAAAUUCCAAGGGAGGUGGUAACCAAGUGUCUCUUCUCAACAUAAUGAUGGACUUGAAGAAAUGUUGCAACCACCCCUACCUGUUUCCAGUUGCUGCAGUGGAAGCGCCCGUCUUGCCUAACGGUUCGUAUGAUGGCAACAUGCUGGUGAAAUCCUCAGGCAAACUCACACUGCUUCAGAAGAUGCUUAAAAAGCUCAAAGACGAGGGCCACCGAGUUCUCAUCUUCUCUCAGAUGACAAAGAUGCUUGACCUGCUAGAGGACUUCCUGGAGUUUGAGGGGUAUAAAUAUGAGCGUAUUGAUGGGGGCAUCACUGGGGGGUUGCGACAAGAGGCCAUCGAUCGCUUUAACGCACCUGGGGCUCAGCAGUUCUGUUUUCUGCUUUCUACACGUGCUGGAGGAUUGGGCAUUAAUCUGGCAACCGCAGACACAGUGAUCAUAUAUGAUUCUGACUGGAACCCACACAAUGAUAUUCAGGCAUUCAGUAGGGCACAUCGUAUCGGGCAAAAUAAAAAAGUAAUGAUCUAUCGUUUCGUAACGCGGGCAUCCGUAGAGGAGCGUAUCACCCAGGUGGCCAAGCGAAAAAUGAUGCUGACCCACCUGGUGGUCAGACCCGGCUUGGGCUCCAAAACAGGUUCAAUGUCUAAACAGGAACUGGAUGAUAUCCUCAAGUUUGGCACAGAGGAGCUUUUCAAAGAUGAUAUGGAGGCUGCCAGAACUAUGGUUACAAAUAUGAAGUUUCUUAACAGCUGUGAUAACAAAGACGGAGAGGAGGUUAGUGUGAUCCACUACGAUGAUAACGCCAUCUCCAAACUGCUGGAUCGCAGUCAGGACGCCACAGAAGACACAGAGAUCCAGAACAUGAAUGAGUACCUGAGCUCCUUUAAAGUGGCUCAGUAUGUAGUGAGAGAGGAAGAUGGAGAGGAGGAGGUCCAAAGAGAGAUUAUUAAGCAAGAAGAAAAUGUUGAUCCAGACUACUGGGAGAAGCUCUUGAGGCACCAUUACGAGCAGCAGCAGGAGGAUCUGGCAAGAAACCUGGGCAAAGGAAAACGCAUCCGCAAACAGGUCAACUACAAUGACGCCUCCCAGGAGGACCAAGAGUGGCAGGAUGAUCUUUCAGACAAUCAGUCUGAAUAUUCUGUCGGGUCUGAAGACGAAGAUGAAGAUUUUGAGGAGCGUCCAGAAGGAGGGCGCAGACAUUCUCGCAGACAAUUAAAGAGCGACCGGGACAAACCAUUGCCACCGUUGCUUGCUAGAGUUAGUGGAAAUAUAGAGGUUUUGGGAUUUAACGCCCGGCAGCGGAAAGCCUUCCUGAAUGCGAUCAUGCGCUGGGGGAUGCCCCCACAAGAUGCCUUCAACUCACACUGGCUGGUCCGUGACCUGAGAGGGAAAAGCGAGAAGGAAUUUAGGGCUUAUGUGUCUCUGUUCAUGAGGCAUCUGUGUGAGCCGGGAGCAGAUGGAGCAGAGACCUUCGCUGAUGGGGUACCAAGGGAGGGGCUGUCCCGUCAACACGUUCUCACACGGAUCGGUGUCAUGUCUUUGGUCCGCAAAAAGGUUCAGGAGUUUGAGCAUGUGAAUGGGAAAUUCAGCACACCAGAUUUGAUUCCUUUGGGAUUAGAGUUUAAAAAACUAACUGAGAGCAUCUCAUCGGACCCUAACACACCUGUCCCAGCCAGUCCGGUUCCAACUCAACCCAGCACUCCUGUUCCUUCAGAUAAAAGUGAGUUAGUAUCCGGUUCUCAAGAGGACAAGGAGAUUACAGAACCAGAGAGCGCCAAAUCAUCAGACCCUGAGCCACCAAUGAUGCCAGAACCGUCCCCGGCACCAGAGAAGACCAACGAGAGUGAAGAUCCAAAGAGCGGCAGUACAGGAGAAAAACGACAAGAGGAGAGCGGGAAAACCACUGACAAGUCACCUGUCCAUCCAGAGCCAUCGUCCAAUCAAACACAGCUGCCCACUAAACCAAGCGAGCAGUCAGCCAAUCAGACGGCUUUAGACUCUUGUAAAGGAAAAGAAACUUCUCCAGAGAGAGGGGAAAAUAAACCCAGCCAAGCAAAAACAGACGACAAGGAACAAAAAAACGUUUCCACAGCAAAUCCUGAAGAUCUUAAAUCCGAAGAACCUCCUGAGAGUCAGUUGAAUGGAGAGAAAGAUGCGAGGGACGAUACGGACGAGAGCCACAAGGAUGACAAGAACAGCGUCAAGACGCGCUUCAUGUUCAACAUCGCAGAUGGAGGAUUCACAGAGUUGCACACGCUGUGGCAGAACGAGGAACGCGCAGCUGUGUCAUCUGGCAAAAUUUAUGACAUCUGGCACCGUCGCCAUGACUACUGGCUGCUGGCUGGCAUCGUAACACAUGGCUAUGCACGUUGGCAGGACAUUCAGAAUGAUCCACGGUAUGCCAUCCUCAAUGAGCCUUUCAAGACUGAAAUGCACAAAGGGAACUACUUAGAGAUGAAGAACAAAUUUCUCGCAAGGCGAUUUAAGCUUUUGGAACAGGCUUUAGUAAUUGAGGAACAGCUACGACGUGCGGCGUACUUAAACAUGACUCAGGACCCCAGUCACCCCGCCAUGGCUCUUAACACACGUUUCGCUGAGGUGGAAUGCCUGGCCGAGUCUCACCAACACCUCUCCAAAGAGUCACUGGCUGGAAACAAGCCGGCUAACGCUGUGCUACACAAAGUUCUGAACCAGCUGGAGGAGCUGUUAAGUGAUAUGAAAGCCGACGUGACGCGGUUGCCCUCCAUGCUCUCCCGAGUGCCGCCCGUGUCCGCCCGGCUACAGAUGUCCGAGCGUGGUAUCCUCAGCAGGCUCACCACCCGGGGCAACGAGCCGCCACCUCAGCAGCCGUUCCCCCAGGGCUCGUUUGGCUGCUCUCAGAUGUAUAAUAGCAGUUUCGCCGGAGGCUUCCGUGGACCUGGAGGCACCGCGAUGGUGAACUACAGCCAGAUGCCCCUCGGGCCAUACGUUAGUGUGUCCUCGAAUGGACCCCCGGCACCAACCAGCCACUUGGAGAAGAAGUCUGGUGAUGUUUUAAGAGAUGUGCCCACCCCUGACCUAAAAUCAGGCAAACCCAACGAUGUCAUAUGCAUCGAGGACUAGACCGCAUCCAUUUGAAGAACUCAAAUAAUGAAUAUUAAAACAGCAGAUCUUAUCAAUUGCACUUUUGUCGUUAAGAAUCUGCACUUGUACGCGCCUGUAAGUUUGAUUCAGUAGAGUUCAGUUUCGUUUUCCCUUUGUUUUGUUUUUUAACUCGCAAUGUGAACGUCUCGAUCGAUUGAAGAGAGACUUGAGACGAGGAGACUACCAAUAUUUUGACUGUCCUCUGAUAUUUAGGAUAUUAUGUGUGUGUAAUGGCUUUUUCCUGCCAUAAAGGACAUUCUCAUCUUCGCUAUUGUUGAGCCAUCUGGAGGUUUUGCUAGUUCGUGACUAGUCAAGGACUACACCUCCCACCUCUAUGUACAGCUGCAGCCUCUGCUUUGCUCUUGGCACUGCCCAUGGAUGAUGUGUGUUGUUGCUGCCCCUGCUGGUUAUUGCUAUGAAAUGCAUCCAAAAGAGACAGAUUUUUUUGAAAGAGUUACACCCUCAUGUUUACUUUACGAGUUAUGAGUCAUGACUUUUUAUGAAGGAAAGUUUGUGGACCAUGCAAAAGGUUAAACGUAAUUUUUCAGUGUUAAUACACUUUUUCCUGUUCCAGAUUAAUAUGCAGGCAACUAUGUAAACACUCUCGCAACACUGAUUCAAACAAUAGGGUCAGUUUGGGGCGAGACCAUCUGUUUGUUCCAUCAACGUCAGACGGGUAUUCUGGAAACCAAAUUGCUUUCAUUUCGUAAUCAUUUGGUGAUGAUUAUGUACUAAAGGAUAGAGGUAUCAAUGUCGAAUUGUGCUCAGUUUUCAAUUACUGCAACACUGAGAAUUCAGCUCAAGGGUAUUUAAAAUACCCUUAUUGUUAUUAUUAUCAUUACUUUACAUUUACAAAUGAAAAUUUUGCGAAACGCUGGAAGUUUGGACCACUAUGAGUGUGUUGGAUUGUAUUGCCACAAUUGUUCAUCAGAUUGUUUAAAAUGUUCUGCCUUGUGUAACCGUGUUUGAAGCAGCGCACUUUACAUUGAGGCUGGACAUGUGUCCGUAUCUCUUAUGGACAAAAGUAGGAACCUCUUAAUAACUCGUAUACUCGGUUUGUUUCGGUCUGUAUUAGUCAUGUUAACUGCUCUAAUGUAGAUAAAGUACUUCUGUUUGUUUUCUGCAUCAGCACCAAUGUUAAUGGCACCGAUGUAGGUGUCAGCGCUGACCGCCAAUGUGAUCAUAGCUUCUUUCGAGUAGUUUUAAGGGUUCAAGAUGAUGUUCAUUUUUUGUGUAGACAACGAAUGUGGAAAAAUGCAGUUAAAUGUUCACACACAUGCUUAAGAAACCUCAGAUGAUUUCAAAUACAAAGACAGCCUCAAGAAUAAAGGGACCUUUAGGUUACGAAGAGAGUGCCAGCAGCAUAAAUAUGUUGUGAAAUAGAGUUUUGUUUUUAUCUUACGUGAUGAGUUUACACCAUUUCAGUUGUACAUUUGAUCACAGUAUUGAUCCAUUAAGCGCCAUUUAAAUGCAAUCAAACUGAAGCCAAAAUGAAUGUAUUAAGUAUUUAAAACAGCUUCAGUCUAAUACUAGAAGUCUUUUCAUUCAAGUAUACAUACCAGGCUUCAAAAGCUACCAGAAAAUCCUGGUCAAGGCACCUUUGUUAUUGCAAUGAACAUGUAAGCAUGUAAGAUGUCUUCAGGUUACUGUGGAGAGAUCUUUGUCCUGGUUUAUAAACAGCUAAACAGUAUUGCUAUUAUGCAGAGAUAAGAAUAUGGAAAAUUGAUAAGUUAACUAUCAUCAUUUCACUUUGUACUCAGUGUAUUUGUUUAUUGUGUUUUAAUAAAUUCUGUCCAAAAAUU
Messenger RNA from Misgurnus anguillicaudatus (oriental weatherfish), 8119 nucleotides. Lineage: Eukaryota; Metazoa; Chordata; Actinopteri; Cypriniformes; Cobitidae. The record is from RefSeq and is a predicted model, not a curated record.